Anolis carolinensis (green anole) is the source of this 11819-nucleotide messenger RNA. It is a transcript of the gene enpp3, whose product is annotated as ectonucleotide pyrophosphatase/phosphodiesterase 3. The coding region runs from base 206 to 2824 and encodes 872 amino acids. The record is from RefSeq and is a predicted model, not a curated record. Gene Ontology annotation, molecular function: metal ion binding; nucleoside triphosphate diphosphatase activity; nucleic acid binding. Lineage: Eukaryota; Metazoa; Chordata; Lepidosauria; Squamata; Anolidae. Gene Ontology annotation, biological process: nucleoside triphosphate catabolic process. The transcript is spliced from 25 exons.
AAAUGUUUUAUCAUUUCCUCAUGUGCAGUCAUCAAGGACUAUGCUCUCAUAUAUAAGCAAGGAUUAAGAAUGAUAGUCACUCAGUUUGUGCUGUGCUAAAGAGGAGUCGAAAGGGCAAAAACCAAAAAGAAUAAGAAAGUAAAGUGUAGCCAGAGAAACUGGAUUGUAUUCUAUUAGUGAGACAAAGGUGAGGGGAAACAGCCAGAUGGAGCAUAUGAGCCUGCAAGCAGAAGACGGGGCUAAGAGGAAUACCCUGAAGAAAUACAAGAUACUUUGUGCUGUUCUUUUGGCUUGUCUUGUGAUUGUGGCACUUGGACUAGGAUUGGGACUUGGACUAAAGAAACCGGUACAAGUGAGUUGUAGAUUCAGAUGCUUUGAAAAAUCAGAUACAUCGACCGCUGGCUGUAGCUGUGAUGACAGAUGUAAAGAACGUCAGGCCUGCUGCUGGGAUUACGAGGAAGCCUGUGUUAUGCCAAUUCAGAGUUGGUCUUGCUCUAAAGCACGCUGUGGUGAGACACGGAUGCCCAGAACCCUCUGCUCCUGUUCUGAAGACUGCUUGCAGAAAAAAGAUUGUUGCACAGACUACCAAAGCAUUUGCAAAGGAGAAACACCUUGGCAAAAUGAAGCAUGUGCGUCUUUAAAUGCUGCUCAUUGCCCAUCAGGAUAUGAUCAAUCGCCACUUAUUCUUUUUUCCAUGGAUGGCUUUAGGGCAGAAUACUUGGAAACAUGGAGUGCUUUACUGCCAAACAUUGAAAGACUCAAAAAAUGUGGAAUAUAUACAAAGUACAUGAGAGCUUCUUACCCGACCAAAACUUUCACAAAUCACUACACAAUAGUUACAGGUUUAUAUCCAGAAUCCCAUGGCAUAAUUGACAACAAUAUGUAUGAUGUAAAGUUAAACCAGAAUUUCUCACUUUCUGGGACUGCAAAGUCAAAUCCUGCCUGGUGGAGUGGACAACCUAUCUGGCAUACAGCAAUGUACCAAGGAUUGAAAGCUGCCACCUACUUUUGGCCUGGAUCUGAUGUAAAAAUCAAUGAAACAUUCCCUGAUAUAUAUAUGGUAUAUAAUGGAUCAGUUGCAUUUGAAGCAAGAGUUUCAGAAUUGCUGAGAUGGCUUGAUAGGCCCAAGUCUGAGAGGCCCGAUUUCUAUACAUUGUAUAUUGAGGAACCUGACAAAGCUGGACACAAAUAUGGACCAGUUAGUGGAGGAACCAUUCAGGCCUUGCAAUUGGCAGACCGGACCCUGGGAAUGUUAAUGGAAGGUCUAAAACAGAGAAACCUCCACAACUGUGUCAACCUCAUAAUUCUGGCUGAUCAUGGCAUGGAUAAGACAUUCUGCAACAAGAUGGAAUAUAUGACAGAUUAUUUUGAUAAAAUUAAUUUUUAUAUGUAUGAAGGACCAGCACCUCGUAUCCGAACAAGAAAUAUUCCAAAAGACUUCUUUACCUUUGAUUCAGAAGGAAUAGUUAAAAACCUUACAUGCCGAAAACCAGAUCAGCACUUCAAAGCCUACUUGACUCGAGACUUACCAAAACGAUUACAUUAUGUCAACAACAUUCGUAUUGACAAAGUUCAUCUUAUGGUGGAUCGGCAAUGGUUGGCUGUGAGGUCUAAACAGUAUACAUUUUGUGAUGGUGGAAACCAUGGCUAUGACAAUGAAUUCAAAAGUAUGGAGGCCAUCUUUGUAGCCCAUGGACCAGGAUUUAAAGAAGAAACUGAAGUGCAGCCUUUUGAAAAUAUUGAGGUUUAUAAUUUAAUGUGUGAUUUGCUUAAAAUUAAACCGGCUCCAAACAAUGGAACACAUGGAAGCCUGAAUCACCUUCUAAAGGUCCCUUUCUACAGUCCAUCACAUGAAAGAGAAGUGUCACCUCCAUCUUCUUGCCCCUUUACCUCCUCUGUACCUUCUGAAACCCUAGGAUGCAAUUGCAAAUCCAUAACAGAUUUAGAAGCAGUGAAUCAAAGACUAAACCUCAUCAAUGAAGCAAAAGCAGACUCCGAAUCUUAUAAUUUGCCUUAUGGUAGGCCCCGUGUUCUACAGAAGGAGAGUUCUUAUUGCCUACUUUACCAGAAUAAAUAUGUGAAUGGCUACAGUCAAAAUAUCCUGAUGCCACUAUGGAGUUCAUAUACAGUUAGCAAAUCACCGGUCAAUGCACCUUCUCUCCCUCCCACUGCUCCAGACUGUCUGCGGCCUGAUGUUCGAAUCCGUGCAGCUCAGAGCCAAAAGUGCUCCAACUACCAGCCAGACCUGAACAACAUCACCCACGGCUUCCUCUACCCUCCCAACUUCAAUUCAUCUAAUUUUGAACAAUAUGAUGCUUUACUCACGAGCAAUAUUGUCCCCAUGUAUAAAGAAUUCAAAAGAAUAUGGGAUUAUUUCCAUAAUACUUUACUUCCAAAGUAUGUUAUGGAGAGGAAUGGACUGAAUGUGAUCAGUGGGCCUAUUUUUGAUUAUAAUGCUGAUGGACAUUUUGAUUCAUUAGAUAUUAUUACACAGAACAUGACCAACCUGCAGAUUCCCAUCCCAACCCAUUAUUUUGUUGUGCUGACGAGUUGUGAGAAUCAGACCAACACGCCACUGAACUGUUCGGGCUCACUGAAGGUCCUGUCAUUUGUUCUUCCUCAUCGGCCGGACAACUCUGAAAGCUGUGCUGAAUAUCUGCCAGAGUAUCUGUGGGUUGAAGAGAGAAUGCAAGCCCAUGCAGCCCGCGUCCGUGAUAUAGAGCUUCUAACAGGUUUGGAUUUUUACCAAGAGAGAAACCAAUCUCUCCCUGAAAUUCUGCAACUGAAGACAUUUCUGCCAACAUUUGAAACCCUAAUUUACUGAAUAUGUGUGUCCAUGUGCACAUGUAGUUUACUUGAAAGCAACAUUUUGAAUACUUAUUGAUAGGUAUCUGCUGGUGCUAUCAAUCAAAAGACAUUGUCAAAUCAUUCCAUCUUUUUCUUUUUAAUUUAUUUUUGUGGAAAGAGAAAAAAUAGAAGUUAUGGGAGAUUUUACAAGGAGAAGAUAGUGAUGUCUGUGGAAUGAAUGUGGAAAACAUUCAAACAAUAAAACCAUCAUCUGGAGACACCCAGCACCAAAAAAGCUCCCUCUUUGCUCACUCACUAAACCUACUGGACUCAUAAAUCAAUUUCUGAUCAUUAGCUGAUUAAGAAAAAUAAACAAAUACAGAAGAAAAAUUCUUCUCCCAAGGGGAAAAAGUCAUUUCCAAAUUCCUACAUUCUUCAAGUUUCAUCCAGUUUGUCUCUUUCUCAUUCCUGCCUCUCUCCCUCUCUCUUUCCAUCCCUGCUUCCUCUGUUUCACAAUACCAGGACUUCUGACCACAUGCAACUACUAAUCUAAAUACAAUCUAACACGAAGAUCAUAAGACUGCUGUACAAUUUUUUAAAAGUUCAUAAUAUAAUAAAGACAGCUGGAAUUACAAACAAUAAUAAAUGCUUGUGCAUUUUUACAUCUUUGCAUCAUCACAUCAUCAUCAUCAUUCUGCAAUUCAUGCUGGAGACUGAAGCUGUUUCUUCUUUCUGGGGUUUUUAAAGACUGCCAGCAUGUGCCCAGGCAAAGCUGUGCAUCUAAUCAAUGGUCAUAGGGAAGGAGAUGUAUCAAUGAGUCACUUUCCAGCUGUUCUGUCAUACCCAGGGAGGAAGUGGAAAAGAGGGAGCAGCUUCCACAGGUAUAGCACAAGUAUGAUGGCUUAGAUGUGUAUUCUGUCACAGGUAUGGCACAAGUAUGAUGGCUUAGAUGUGUAUUGUUGGAUCACACAUCCCAAGCUCCUGAACUCUGCUGAGUCUAAAAGAAAGGAAGGAUUCAGGCAGUCCUCCAGAUAUAUUCAGACUACAAGCCACAUUGGCUGUAGAUGGUAUAGCCUAGGAGACACGGAAGGAUGGCAAUUGCAAUCCAACAUCUGGGCACAAGCCACCCAUAACUAUUGUAUCUCAGUUUGAAAAAGGACAUGUGAUUGGUACGUACUCAAUAAAUUUGGUGGCUUCUCACACUGCAGAUAAUACAGUUUAAAGUAUGUAAAAUGUUUUGAUUUUUUGUCUUUAUUGUUUUGUGGAUAACCUUUGGCUCCACUGCUUUAUAGAUUGAAGAAUUGUUUUGGACCAUAUUAUUUCACAAACAAGCCAACAUUGCCAACAUACAUUUUGGUGCUUCAAAUGUUAGACCUGCUUCUGGGUAUAUUUGACUUGCUGGUUCCAGAAAUGGCACCAGCCUCUAUCACAGUGGUUCUCAACCUGUGGGAUUCCUAAGUUGUUUUGGCCUACAACUCCUAGGAAUCCCAGCCAGUUUACUAGUUCUUAGGAUUUCUGGGAGUUGAUGGCCAAAACAUCUGGGGAUCCACAGAUUGAGAACCACUGCCCUAUCAGCUCUACUUUGUAAUAUAUAGAACAUUUGCCGUAGAACUCUUUCCUAAGCUCACUCAUAAAAAAACAGGAUAUUUUCAUGCGGUGUUUAAAUUUAUAUCUUUUAUUUUUUUUUUCCAUCAUUUCUAUCCCACCCUUCUCACCCGAGGGGACUCAGAGCGAAGAAGACAUAUCACACAUUAAAAGAACAGUGUACUAUAUGAAAAUUUGCUUAUUUCAUACCAAAAGCACAGAUUUAUGCUACAAACCUUCCAUUAUAAAUUCAACCAUAUCUAAGAAACUAGAAUUGAUACCAUCUAUCCAGUGCAAUUUUCUGAAUCAGUGCCCCCAAUAACCCCAGAACAAGUCUAAAAACCAAAACACCAAGAAAAGUGUAAUCCAUGUACCUGUGUCAUCACAAACUAUUUUGUGUUCCUGAGUACCUCAAUGGCAUUGAGUAAUAAAUAAGUGUAAUUUAAAUCACCAUUAUUCAGAAUGGCAUAGCUGAUGUGUAAUUGUUGUCUCCUUUUAAAACUCUCACAUUUUGGGGGAUUAGCAGAUUUUUGAGAGCCAGCAUGGUGCCGUGGUUUGAGCAUUGCACUGUGAUUGGAGACUAGGGUUCAAAUCCACAGAAACCCACUGGGUGAUCUUGAGCCCCAGAGAAAAGCAAAGACAAACCCCUUCCAAACAAAUUCUGCCAAGAAAACUUCAUGAUGGAAUCUCCAUGAAUCAGAAAUUAUUUGAAGACAAACAACAACACAUUCAGACAGAAAUUUUUGUGAUUUGCAAUUUAAUCCUAGGUUUUCCUACUUAGAAGUAUUUUUCAUUGUGUUUUUUCUCUUAGGUGUGUGUGUGUGAGUGGAUGCAUAUGGCUUUGCAACUUGAAAUAAAAAUCUGGGAAUUUCCAGUUGACAGUCUUUUUGUGCACCUGUUUCCUUAUGUAAAGCAACCGUUUGUAAAACCUAUUAACAUGUUGCUGCUAGAUUAUCUUGCCAAUUAGUUUCUAUGGAACAUUUGGGUAUUUCCUGAUUAGGUCCCAGUCUGCGCUAUUUUAUCACAAAAUUGGACAUAAAUGCUGCCUUGUGUUUUGACAGGCGGAGUGUGUCCCUGUUGGUUCUCCUGUACCUCACAGUGGCUUUUGAUACCAUCAAGCAUGGUAUCCUUCUGGGUACCAGUCUCAGGGAUGGGACUUGGGACACCAUUCUACAGUGGCUCUGCUCGUUCCUGGAGGGCCUGACCCAGAAGGUGGUGCUGGGGGGAUGCUUGGACCCCUGGCCAUUGGCUUGUGGAGUCCCACAAGGCUCGAUUUUAUCCCCCUUGAUACUUAAAAUCUACAGUAGAGUCUCGCUUAUCCGACAUAAAUGGGGCUGGCAGAUCAUCAGAUAAAUGAAAAUGUUGGAUAAUACAGAGUCUCCUACUGUUAUCCAUCCUGCGCCGUGCUGGACACCUAGAAUACUAAUAACAGGGACUCAAAGGGCUAAGGCAAGGCAUAGAGAGGCCCAGCAGGAAGUGCCCAGAUGCAGAAAAGGAGCAUGGAAAUCACAGAGGGAAGGAGGGAGGACGCUUCUGCUUCCGGACCUGCCUCUUUUUCCCUUUCCUCCCCCCCCUCCUCCUCCUCCUCCUCGUCUUGCCCUUUUCACUUAUUAGGAAUGGAGAGAGAGUUGGAGAGCGCUCCUUUAAUUGAAGGGGAAAUGCUGGAGGAAAAGGGGGGUGCUGGAUAAAAGCAUUAGAUAAGACAGAAUGUCAAAUAAGUGAAGGUUGUAUAAGUGAGACUCUACUGUAUAGGAAAUCAUUGGGGGAGGUCAUCCCGAGUUUUGGAGUUUUAUUUAUUAUUUAUAUUUAUGUCCUGCCUUUUGAUGAGAUCUUCAAAAAUAUUCCAGGUCUAAAAAUAAAAAAAAACACAUGUAGUGAACUCACUUCCAAAUUAUCCACCAAAGUUUGCCAGUGGAUCUUAAAAGCAUUAUUGGUGGAUGGUCAAGUAAAGUUCAGAAGAUGUCAUGUGUUUCAGAAAGAAAAGAGAAGGACAACUCACAUGCCCAGUAAUGGAGCCCAGUUAAUAAAAUCUAUUAAUAGGAACUCUCACCUAGAAAGAUUGCCAUUUUUUACUUUGUAUAGAUGAUAGCUUGACUGACUGACUGAAUGACAAACAGAUAGACAUCAGGACCAAACUACACAUUUUCUGGACUGUGACAUUAUUGCCCAAAAACACAGGUACAUUUAACACUCUCUAUGACUCUUUUUGAAACCAUGGGCUUUCCUAAGUUUAUAUUCAUUGACCAUCAUGGCAAAACACCCUCCCUACUAAAUUCCACAAACCUGUCUAGUCACUCUGAAUGACUCUCAACAUGUCUGGGUUUCAGAUGAGCUAGAUGGAAACUUUGUGGAGGGCCCUCUUUCUGUGACUGCUCAAGCAAUCCUCUAUCCCAACCCUGAGCAUAUAUCUGGGAGCUGGAAAAUAACAUGGGUAGUACACAAAUAAGUUCGGAGAAAUGGAGGAAUUUCCUACAGGGAUAACAUGCACUGAGAGCAAAAGGUUCUCCUUUCUCAAAAGAAUGUGUGGAAAUGUGUUGGAUAAUCCAGAACAUUGGAUAAGUGAGUGUUGGAUAAGUGAGACUCUAUUGUAUCUAUACUGGAGAAUUAAUGCAGUUUGGCAGCAAUUUAAAUGGCACGAUUCAAUGGUAUGAAAUCAUAGGAGCUGUAUUUUCACAAGGUCUUUAGCCUUCUCUGUCAAAAAGUGCUGGUGCCUCAUCAGACUAUCACAGGAUUUCAUAGCACUGAUCCAUAGCCGUUAAAGUGUUGUCAGACUGCAUUAAUUUUACAGUCUAGAUGCCCACAUACAGAAUCCUCAAAGUUUGUAGGUAUCCAGCAUUCCCCACGACAAAUUGGUUGAAUUUACACAUAUUACCCUAGACUUCUCCCAGAUGGCUUAUGAAGAAAAUGUGAAGAAUGUUAGUCUUGUGCUCUUGGCUGCAACUCAACAUGUCCUUUAAUUCUGGGACAAGGGAGAAUGGAGCAUGGAAAUUCUAGUAGGAGAGUGUAGCUAUCACAUACCCUAGACCAGGGGUCCCCAAACUAAGGCCCGGAGGCCGGAUGUGGCCCUCCGAGGUCAUUUACCUGGCCCCCGCCCUCAGUUUUAUAAUAUAAUAUAUUGUAUAUACAUAUAAUAUUGAUAAUAAUAUUAUAAUGUAAUACAAUAUAACACUAAUAAUAAUACCAUAUAAUAAUAUUAAUUAUAUAUUCUAUAUUACAUAUAAUAUUACUAAUAAUAUUACAGUAUAAUGGUAUAGUUCAAUAUAGUAAUAUAUAAUGCUAAUAUUGUGCUAUGCUAAUAAUAUAAUAUAUUGUAUGUACAUAUAAUUUGUAAGCCACUCUGUCCCCUUUGGGGUGAGAAGGGUGUGAUACAAAUGUAGUAAAUAAAUGCAGUAAAUAAUAAAUAAAUAAAUAAAUAAAUAAAUUUUAGACUUAGGCUCACCCAAAGUCUGAAAUGACUUGAAGGCACACAACAACAACAACAACAACAACAACAACAACCCUAAUUAACUUGACUAUCUCAUUGGCCAGAAGCAGGACCACACUUCCCAUUGAAAUCCUGAUAAAUGUAUGUUGGUUAAAAUUGUUUUUAUUUUUAAAUAUUGUAUUGUUCUUUUAUUGUUGUUGUUGUUGUUGUUGUUGUUUUUGCACUACAAAUAAGACAUAUGCAGUGUGCAUCGGAAUUUGUAUUUUUUUUCAAAUGAUAAUCCGGCCCCUCAACAGUCUGAAGGAUUGUGUACCGGCCCUCGGCUUAAAAAGUUUGAGGACCCCUGCCCUAGACCAAAGAAUGGUAAAGCCCUUGGAUUGUUUGCCCUCUUCCAUCAAGUGAACAGGUUCAGGAAGGACGCACAUGAAGCAGUGAAGGAGGAAGGGAGACAACAGCCUAACCAGUGAAUCCUGGAAAUGAAUAGGGUGACCAAAUAUAAUAUCCAGAUCAUCUGGGGUCAUAGCCAAAUCAUUUCCUUUCCUUACUUAGUUUAUCCAUACCUCACAACCUCUGAGGAUGCCUGCCAUAGAUGUGGGCAAAACAUCAGGAGAGAAUACUUCUGGAACAUGGCCACACAGCCCGAAAGACAUACAACAACCAUCUGGCAUUAAUUUAUGAAGUUAUUCUUGUGGCUGGGCUGUAAUCUGCUGGUGGCAGGAAGUGGUUUAUUAGCCAUGUUCCUCUUUGCUUUUUAAACUCUCUGAGCUGUGCGGAAGUCUGCAAACUGCAAAAAAGGAAAUUGUCUGGUGGUUUGAAAACCAGGAACCCAAACUUUGAUCGAUCGAGGAAUUUUUAUGUGAUCAGAUGCUGUAGUGGUGGCUGAGUUUGUUUUUGGUUGUAUUGUGAGGUCCUGAGUCCUGAGUUUGUAAAGUCCUUAUUGCUGAAUUUAGAGAGAAAAAUCCUUUUUGUUCUAUAACUUGAAUUGAUGGAAACAUGGUGUGCUGAGUUUACCUUCUUACCCUGGAAACGUCAACCCCUUUGACUAUAAACUUCCUGUGCUGGCAGCAAAGUUUUCAUUAAAAAAAGAGAACCUAUGCUUGAAUUAUCUGAUGCCAUUUUGGCUACUAGGAGCGGACAACUCCUCUGUUGCAGCAGCUCCACUGCAAACAUGAUUCUGGGCACAAUUCAAAGUGCUGGUUUUGACCUAUAAAGUCCUGCAUGGCUCUAGUCCAGGUUAUCUGAAGGACCAUAUCUCUUUCUAUGAAGCUGGUAGACAUCUAUGAACAAUAGUGGGGGCUUCUCUCAGUCCCACCACACACUCAAGCGCGUUUGGUGGGAACACAAGAGAGGUCCUUUUUGGUGGCUGCUCCCAGACUUUGGAACUCCCUUCCAAGAGAGACCAGGACAGCCCUGUCCCUGCUUGCCUUUUGCAAGCUGGUAAAGACUAUUUUUGCUAUCAGGUAUUUGGGGGAGGAUGAGAGGCACACUGGUAGGGAAGCGUGGGUGGGAUUUGGAGGAGGGUUGUGAGUUUUGAAGACUAUUUUAAGUGUCUUUCUUAUAUUUUAAUCUUUUUUAAACCUUAAACUACACUGUAUUAUUUAACUGUUUUUAAUGUUUGUAUUGCACUUUUAAAAUUAUGACCAAAAUGCAAGAUUGUUAGCCACCUUGAGUCUCCACUGGGACAAAGGUGGGGUAUAAAUAAAGUAAAUAAUAAUACCUUUAUGUGUCUCAACUCUGUGCUUCUGUUAAAAGGUCUAGUGAUGGUCAAUGUGAGGUUUUGCCAAGGAGGUUUUAGAAUAAAAACCCAGACCAUCACUGGGAAAAUAUCCUCAUUCUUCCAUAAAGCCAAACAGUGGCUCUAAAGGCUUUGGGGGAAGGCUUUCCAUUAGUCCUGCUACACUUAAGACAUAUCUGAUGAACAAAUUAUUGAUGGCCUUUUCAGUGGCUGCUCUGAAACUAGAACUCCCAAGAGGGAUUAUGUUGGUCUCCUCUCUGUUGUUCUUCUCCCAACGGGCAAACAUUAUUCUUAAUUAUUCCAGUAGGCUUCCAGCAACUUUGCUGUGUGCCUUUAAGGUCCUCAUCAGAUGGGCAGGGAGAAAGAGGGGGAAAGCAGGGGAAAACAAAGGGAACUGUCCUCCUUCGUUCACUACUGUCUUUCCCUAUCUUCUGGGAUGGCCUCCCCUCCACAUUGUUUCCUGUCCUUUCCCCACUUCCUUUUCAUGUUCUCCAGUUAGGGGUCAGGAAACACUUGACUCCUCAAAAGGCUGACGAAACAUGGGGUCCCGUUAGAAGUUGCCUUGCAUCAUAUGAUGGACUCCAUAGGACUCUUUCGACAGCAUAAACAAGAAGAGAUAAAAAAGACUGCAUCUGAUGAGGUCGUAAGUCAACUGCAAUUUAUGGAAAUGUUAUUAUAGGAUUUUCCUAUUCAGGGGAGGUUUGUCAUGAUUUAUGGCUGAGAGAGGAUGAUUGGCCCAGUGUCACAACCAGGUUGUUUUAAGGAAAGGACCUUUUAUUUCUUACAUUACUCAGAUGUGUUUUAAAUUUGUUUUUCAUUCAUUAAUGUUUUGAUAUUAUAGUUCAUUUAAUUGAAUAUUUAUAAUGUUAAUUGUGUGUAUGAUAUGUAAUGUGUGUCUCCCUGUGCUUUCUCUGUGUCUUUUUAACUGUAAAUGCCUUAAUCUUGUAAGCUGUCACAAGCCCCAGUUUUAGAAAAAAAUAGCUAUCUAGGUGAAGUACAGCUAAAUGUUACUGAAUAGAAGCAUUAUACAUUUGCUUUUUUCAGGAAGCUGGGGUGAGAGGAGGAUUGUCAUAUUACCUGAUUAGUCAGCUUUUAUCUGGAAUCUAGGUGUGUCAACAGGUGUCCACUUGUACCAUCAGCUGGCAUGGAUUCCAUGCUCUUUCCCUUUUUUAAAAAAGUAAGUUUUUAGCUCUUAUACAAGUUGAGAUAUGGACCAAAAUGUAUAGCUACUGUUCUGGUCAAACAACAAUGAGGUGACUUUCUAAAUAUACUUGGCCUGACACUCCCCACUGCCCCAACUAGUUUCAGAAAAGAUUGUUGUACAAACAAUGAAAAGGGAAUCUCUGGAUAUAUGUACAUAAGGUGAAGCUAACAAACAGGUGGCAACAAAAGCAAGCAUAGCCCAGAAGCAGCAGGUCUCCUGCACAGUGUCUGGAGAACACACUACAGAGUUGACAAAGAGAGGUGAGAAGGGGGAUAGUAUUGUUUUUAAAUUUAAGCAACUAGGACGCAGGAUGGAUGUUUUGCUUUUGAGGAUUGGAAAAAGGCAGAGAUUGCCAACUAAAUCCACCUGAAAGUAGAACAGUGGAACAGCAAGAUGGCCUAAGCUGCCUAAGCUGGAGUUGUGCAUGCUUUGGUGUCCUCACCCCUAGUAUAGUCAACUAAAUUGCUGUAAACGCACACUAUUACCUAGAUGUAUUCAUUGGUAAAUGUUUUACAUUCAUGCCUGCUACUCAAUCAUGAUUCUGACACUAUUGCCACAAUUGUAAUUCUUCUUCAAAUCUGCUUUACCAAACAGAAGUUGCAUUAGGAAAAGGAGAGCCAUUCUGCUGGUGUCUGAAGUACAGCUGAACUAUAUUUCCCUUAGGUUUGGGCAGGGUGGCUCAAGAGAGGUUACUUAAUUCAGUGUACUUAAUUAUGUGUACUUUGUAGCUGAUGCAGAAUUCCAGCCAAACUGUCUGGCUUCUUCCCAUUCACUUUCAAUUCCAAAUUUUCAGUGCCAUUUCAUUCUGAAAUGGAACUUAGCCAAUAUCAUGCUGUUUGUAUCAAGCUGGCACAAAGAAGUCUUAAUCAGCCCAAUUGUUACGUUGUAUUCAGUCAAACCAGUUUCACAGCCCUAGCUGCACUGUAGCUCUGCAAACAAAAUAAAAAUAAAAUAAAAAUGGAAAACUAGUGACAUAAUGCAAAUGAAAGUGCAUGUCUGGGAGAAGGCUAUAGUUAGCUUCCUUUAAAAACAAAGCCCAUGUAAAUGUCAAAAUGUCCAAGAUCUUUGAGAUACUGGACACUGCA